GUACUCCAGAAAUUCUUCUAGAAGAGGAAAACUCCUCAGUGAUUAUUCUUCCUCCAAAACAACCAGGUGGUCAACUUUUGAAUUGCAGUUUAAUUAUGGGGCAAGAAUCCUGUGAACAGAUGUACAGAGAAGAUGAGUACAUGACCUGCCGUUUGCAAGACAUUCAACCAGGAGUAAUCAUCAAGACUCAAUCAUGGUGUUGCAAUGAGAAAUUUUGUGGAGAGAAGGAAACAAAGGAAUUGGCAACAAUGCCUGCCCCUGUGUUUUCUGGAUCUAUAUCAGUUAAAGAUACAACUAAUACAUCUAUAACCAUUACAUUGCCACAGAUCAUCAAGGAAGGAGAUGGUACCAGCAACUGCUUCAUUUUAGUAGAACAUGUGAUCCAAGAUGGCGAGAGAGUUCAUGACCUUCAAGCAGAAGCCAAAAUGUUAAUUGGUAGAGACAAACGGAACCAGAGAUACAAAGGUGAUGGGCCUGUUUGGAUUGCUGGCAAUAUAUCACGGACCACACAACAAUUUGAAGUGGGUGAUGGGGAAGAAUAUGGCGGAUUCAUGAACCACCCCUUGGAGGAGGGAGAAGAGUACUUCCUCGGGCUCCUUUGUGCUACAAAACUUCUAGGUAUGUGGUUUCUUUGGACUUCCAUUUUAUUUAUUGAUAUUACAUACAAAUUUACAUACAUUCUGACACAACUCACAAUUUUUAACCGGCCUUUCAACAUCAUGAUCAGUGUUAGGGUACCAGAUAAGAGAGCGCACCAAAGAUUUCAUACUACAUAUCCCUCGAUGCCCUACAUGAAAUUUCUCUAA
Macrobrachium nipponense is the source of this 806-nucleotide messenger RNA. RefSeq lists its product as uncharacterized. The transcript is spliced from 5 exons. NCBI's taxonomy places the organism in Eukaryota, Metazoa, Arthropoda, Malacostraca, Decapoda, Palaemonidae. The record is from RefSeq and is a predicted model, not a curated record. The coding region runs from base 96 to 806 and encodes 236 amino acids.